AUGUCGCAGAAAAGCGUGUUGUACUCGAACUUCCGGAUUAGAAGUUGGGUGCCUAGGGCUCUUGUGAGAUACUUGGGCUUGGAUGUGCAGGUGGUGAACCCAUACUGUGAAGAGGCGGAGAAAGAGUUUGCGCAGCACUUUCCUUUGAAGAAGUUGCCUGCGUUCUUGGGGCCAAAUGGCUUCAAGCUGACUGAGCAGAUCGCAAUCAACCAUUAUUUGAUCAAUAGUAGCAAGGAUGAAAAAAUUAAGGCUCAGCUGCUAGGUGCCCCUGCAGACAUCAAGACGCAGGCGGAGAUUUUGAGAUGGGAGUCGCUUGCCAACAGCGACUUGAUCGUUUUCAUGGUGAGAGUUUUCAAGCCAUUGAUCGAGGAGGGCGUCCCGUACGUUAAGAAGGACGCAGACGCUGCGUGGGCCGUGGUGGAGGAGAUUGCCGGGAUCUACGAGGCGAGACUGAGCGAGAAGACGUAUUUAGUGGGUGAGCGGAUCACUUUGGCAGACCUGGUCAGCGCCGCUGCGUUCACCAGAGGGUUCAAUUACCUGUUUGGCGCCGCGUGGAGAAAGCAGCAUCCUAGUAUCGUGAGAUGGUUCAACACGGUGACCGCCGGUGAGAUCCUGAGGGACGAGUACAGGGAUUUUAAGUUCAUCGACGAGCCGGUGAAGCCGCCUCAGAACGUCAGCAAGAAGAAAGAGAAGAAGAAGGAGGCUGCGCCAGCAGCCUCCAAGCCCAAGCCAGAGGUCGAGGAAAAGCCUGCGGAGGCCAGGAAGCCAAAACACCCGCUGGAGCUACUCGGCAAGUCCAGCUUUGUGCUGGACGAGUGGAAGAGAAAGUACUCCAACGAGGACACCAGACCGGUCGCCCUGCCAUGGUUCUGGGAACACUACAACCCGGAAGAGUACUCGCUCUGGAGGGUGGACUACAAGUACAACGACGAGUUGACGUUGACGUUCAUGUCCAACAACCUCAUCGGUGGCUUCUUCAACAGAUUGUCGGCUUCGACCAAGUACAUGUUCGGCUGCUUGGUCGUCUACGGGGAAAACAACAACAACGGCAUCACCGGUGCCGUCAUGCUGAGGGGCCAGGACCACGUCCCAGCCUUCGAUGUGGCCCCAGACUGGGAAUCCUACUCCUACACCAAGCUCGACCCGUCUAACGAACAAGACAAGGAAUUCGUCAACGACAUGUGGGCCUGGGACAGGCCGGUCGUUGCCAAUGGCGAGCCAAGAGAGAUCGCUGACGGCAAAGUCUUGAAAUGA
Molecule: messenger RNA, 1254 nt
Organism: Torulaspora globosa
Lineage: Eukaryota; Fungi; Ascomycota; Saccharomycetes; Saccharomycetales; Saccharomycetaceae
Gene: CAM1
Product: translation elongation factor EF1B gamma
Exons: 1
Coding region: 1-1254 (417 amino acids)
Biological process (GO): translational elongation
Cellular component (GO): nucleus; cytoplasm
Molecular function (GO): translation elongation factor activity
Source: RefSeq, a predicted model, not a curated record